Cylas formicarius (sweet potato weevil) is the source of this 5444-nucleotide messenger RNA. Its product is annotated as multidrug resistance-associated protein 1-like. Gene Ontology annotation, biological process: transmembrane transport. Gene Ontology annotation, cellular component: membrane. The record is from RefSeq and is a predicted model, not a curated record. The transcript is spliced from 16 exons. Lineage: Eukaryota; Metazoa; Arthropoda; Insecta; Coleoptera; Brentidae. Gene Ontology annotation, molecular function: ABC-type transporter activity; ATP hydrolysis activity; ATP binding. Bases 442 to 5010 code for a protein of 1522 amino acids.
CCGGUUCAAGUGAUCGUUCCAUUUCAAAACCAACGUUGAUCAGUUAGCAGAUUAUUAUCUUUUUUUGAAUGGAACACGUAAACUUGCAAUUACACGUGUCCUGAAAUUAUAUUUAUUCCAUCCCUGACGCGCGCUAUUUGUGAAUAUAAUACGGUAUCUUAUUUCAAACGGUUAUCGCGUUUCAAAGUAAAUAAUUCUUACCUGAAUAUAUAUUUACCAUUCCAAAGUAAAAACCUGCUUUUCGCGGGCGCACGUCUAAAUUCGACACCAAAUUUCGGAGUGAUAAGAUGUGAUUACUCAUUAAUAUAUGAGAAGUAAAGUUUGGACAAAAGUUAUAACGUCGGCAAGAAAACCUAAACAGGACGUCCCAACUAGAACGCACUUUCUUUAAAAUACUGUUCGCCUAUUUUCCAUGGUGGUUUUUUCAAGAACAUACCGAACAUGAAUUUGAACUAUGAAGCACUGGACAAGUUUUGCGGAUCAGAAUUUUGGAACGAAACCCUAACAUGGAAUACCGACGACCCAGACCUAACCAGAUGUUUCGAGAAGACGGUAUUAGUAUGGAUUGCGUGUGGGUUCUUGUGGGCGUUUGCCAUCGUCGAAGUCUAUUUUAUUAGCAAGAGUAAGGACCGUAAUAUACCGUGGAACUGGAAGAACGGUUUUAAGUUGCUACUGACGGCUUUGCUGUGCGCGUUGUGCAUUAGCGAUCUAGUGCACAAUGCUGGAGACUCGGAAGGUCCCAAAGCAGACAUUUAUUCCGCUGCAUUAAAAUUUAUAACAUUCAUUCUCGCCGGUGGACUAGCAUACUACAACAAGAAAUACGGAGUCCAAAGUUCCGGAACUUUGUUCAUGUUUUGGUUUCUAAGUUCAGUUUGCGGAGCAUUUCCAUUCAGGACUGAAAUUCGUGACGCGAGAAGAUACGGCGUCCCUGAAGACUACUACGAAUAUAUCAGUUGUCUGGUAUACUAUCCCCUAGUACUAGCAAUGCUUCUUCUUAACUGUUUCGGAGAGGGAACGCCCAGGAAAUACCGUUACGCCAAAGCGAAGAAAAAGAAUCCAGAGGAAAGCGCUGGGUUUCCUUCCCGAUUAACGUACUUAUUUUUCGACCGCAUGAUGCUAAAAGGAUUCAGGAAAUCUCUGGAGCCGAAAGACAUGUGGGACAUGCGACCAGAUGACGCCUGCGAAGUCCUAGUGCCAACUUUUGAGAAAUACUUUCAAAAAUCGUUGGAUAAAUGCGCCAGAUACGACGAAAAAGGCCAUCGACCAACGUCGGAGAAAAUGGGAAGUGAAGCGUCCGCCAGGAAACGCGACAAAAAGAAAGAGGCGUCUGUUUUACCAGCAUUAUGCAAAGCGUUUUACUUGCCGUUUGUAAUUGGAGUUUUAACGAAAUUGGUGGCCGACGUAGUGCAAUUCGCCAAUCCACAGAUACUGGGAAUUCUAAUAGGCUUCAUAGGUUCGGGUCAAUCUCAAUGGAAGGGCAUACUUUACGCGUUCCUCAUGUUCUUCGUCGCCGCAAUCCAAACCAUACUCAAUAAUGUACACCAGCAAAAUUUCUUUAUCGUUGGUAUGCGGGUCAAGGCCGCACUCACGGCCACCAUCUACAAAAAAUCUCUCCGAAUAUCUAACGCCGCGAGAAGAGAAAAAUCAUCCGGCGAAAUAGUGAAUUUAAUGGCGGUCGACGCCAACAAGUUUCAAGAGUUAACGAUGUUUUUGAAUCUGAUAUGGUCCGGUCCGCUCAACAUUAUCCUGGCCAUGUACUUCUUGUGGCAAGAACUGGGACCGUCGGUAAUGGCCGGUUUGGCGGUCAUGUUGCUCCUGAUUCCUGUCAAUGGAUUCAUAGUGAGGUUAACUAAGAGGCUUCAGCUGAGAAACAUGAAAAAUAAAGACGAACGCGUGAAACAAAUGAACGAAAUAUUGAACGGGAUUAAAAUUUUGAAGUUGUACGCAUGGGAACCGAGUUUCCAACAGCAAAUCAUGAAAAUACGGAACAAAGAAGUGAGCGUUAUGAGAAAAAGCGCGUAUCUGGGGGCGGCGAAUGCGUUCAUUUGGAAUUUCGUGCCUUUUAUGGUCACCUGCGUUACUUUCGCCACCUACGUGUUGAUCGACGAAAAAAACGUCCUAGAUGCCAGCAAAGCAUUCGUAUCCCUAUCGCUGUUCAAUAUAUUAAGAAUGCCUAUGAGCAUGCUACCGAGCGUGGUUUCAAAUCUGGUUCAGACGUACGUGUCGUUAAAGAGAAUAAACGGAUUCCUUAAUGCAGAUGAACGUGAUCCGGAUAACGUUUUACAUGAUCCCACAGAAACCGAUCCGUUGAUAAUCGAUAACGGCAUCUUCAGUUGGGGCGACGACCCUAUAUUGAAAAAUAUCGACCUCCGAAUCCCAAAAGGAUCGCUUACGGCCGUGGUGGGUAUGGUAGGUUCUGGAAAAAGUAGUUUAAUAUCGGCUUUGCUCGGCGAAAUGGAAAAACUCGGUGGCAGAGUGAACACCGUCGGUUCUGUCGCGUACGUGCCGCAACAAGCGUGGAUUCAAAAUGCGACCGUAAAGGAUAACAUACUGUUUGGCAAACCGUUUGAUAAAAUACGGUACAACAAGGUGCUUGAAGCGUGCGCGCUGAAAACUGAUCUCGAGAUUUUGGCCAACGGAGAUCAAACCGAAAUAGGAGAGAAAGGGAUCAACUUAUCGGGAGGACAAAAACAAAGGAUAAGUUUGGCCAGAGCGGUCUACACCGAUGCGGACGUCUACCUUCUAGACGACCCACUCAGUGCCGUCGACUCUCAUGUUGGUAAACACAUUUUCGACCACCUGCUUAGCCCGUCAGGCUUACUGCACAAGAAGACCAGAGUAUUGGUUACGCACGGGAUAACUUAUUUACCGCAAACUGACAAAAUCGUAGUACUUAAUUCGGGUCAAGUAUCAGAAAUCGGUACUUACCAAGAAUUGCUCGAUAAAAAGGGAGCCUUCUCGGAGUUCCUCAUGCAACACAUCUCGGAGGAAGUGGAAGACGAGGAAGAAUUGGACGAGAUAGAAGAUCAGCUUGCCGAUACCUCGAUCGCUGUAGAAGCCAAAAAACAAAUCCAGAGACAACGUUCGAGGAUAUCCGAGACCAAGUCUGAAACUGGAUCUCUUAGCGAACUCAACGGAUUCGCGCGAACUAGAUCUAUGGAGAGUUUGAGAAGUAGCAGAAGCCAUAGACGGAAGCAGAGCGCCGCGAUAUCCAUCAAUGCGCCACCAAACGAUGGGAAAUUAAUCGAGGCCGAGAAAAUGGAGAAAGGCAAAGUCAAAUGGACGGUCUACAUGCACUACUUGAAAGCUAUCGGCCUGGUCAUGUUUAUAAAUACAGUGGUCUUUAACAUCGUUACACAGGCGUUGGGUAUCGGCACCAACGUAUGGCUUGGUAUCUGGUCAGAAGACUCCGAAAUGGUUGUAGAUGGAAAAGUAGACACGGGCAAACGGGAUAUGUAUCUUAUAGUGUACACCGUUCUAGGAAUACUUCAAGCUGUCAGUACAUUCUUGGCCAACAUUUUCUUCGCCAAAGGCACAAUGAGUGCAUCUAUAAAACUGCACAAUCUUGUGCUGCACAACGUGCUCCGUCUGCCAAUGUCAUUUUUUGACGUCACACCAUCCGGAAGGAUCCUCGGACGAUUUUCGAGCGAUAUUAGCAUCGUUGACAUGUCUCUUCCUUUUCUAUUUAAUAUAUUUUUUAUGAGUUUGCUGCGGGUUGCAGGGACACUAAUCGUAAUCAGCUACACGACACCGUUGUUCAUCACAGUCAUAAUACCCACUGGCAUCCUCUACAUGUUAAUACAGAGAUAUUACGUCGCAACUUCGCGGCAACUGAAACGGUUAGAGUCGGUUUCGAGGUCUCCGAUAUACUCGCAUUUCGGCGAAACGAUCAACGGGGCUCACGUGAUAAGAGCCUACGGCCAGCAAAACAGGUUUAUCAACGAUUCGGAGGAGAAGGUCGAUCGGAAUCAGAUGUGCAUCUAUCCCAACAUGUGUGCGAACAGGUGGCUGGGCAUUCGGCUUGAAAUGAUCGGUAACUUGAUCAUCCUGUUCGCAGCCUUAUUUGCCGUGCUUGGAAAUAAUCUCAUGCCCGCUCUAGUUGGUUUGUCCGUCAGUUAUUCGAUGCAGGUAACAAACUCGCUCAAUUUCCUCAUCCGGGCCGUUUCGGAAGUCGAAACCAACGUCGUGUGUAUCGAACGUAUUAAAGAAUAUACGGAAUAUCCUCAAGAGGCGCCGUGGGACAUACCAAACACUAAACCCAAGGAAAGUUGGCCAGAGAACGGAGCCGUCGAGUUCCAAAACUAUCGCGUUCGGUAUAGACCAGGAUUAGAUUUAGUACUGAGGGGUAUUAAUGUAAAUAUCAAGGGAGGGGAAAAAAUCGGUAUUGUUGGCAGAACCGGCGCAGGAAAAUCCAGCCUAACACUUGCGUUGUUCAGAAUAAUUGAGGCAGCCGACGGCAAAAUUAAGAUAGACGGUAUCGACGUCGCUGAUAUUGGACUACAUUCCUUGAGGUCCCGAUUAACCAUCAUUCCACAGGAUGCGAUUCUAUUUUCCGGUACCCUAAGGAUAAACCUCGAUCCUUACGACGCCCAUUCGGACGAGGACGUUUGGAAAGUUCUCGAGUUGGCUCAUCUUAAGCCGUUUGUUAAAACUUUGCCAGCUGGUCUUUCUUAUAAAAUCAACGAGGGUGGAGAAAACUUGUCGGUGGGCCAACGGCAACUGAUAUGUUUGGCAAGGGCGCUGCUGAGGAAAACCAAGGUGCUUAUACUGGACGAAGCGACCGCUGCCGUCGACUUGGAGACUGACGAUUUAAUUCAGAAGACGAUCAGGAAGGAAUUUGACAAUUCGACUGUCCUCACCAUCGCUCACAGGUUGAACACCAUAAUGGACUCGGACAGGGUGCUGGUAUUGGACAAGGGCAGAAUUGCCGAGUUCGAUUCGCCAGAGAAAUUGCUCGAGAACAAGACCAGCAUAUUCUUCGGCAUGUGCAAAGAUGCCGGACUGGCUUAAUCGCAACUGUUCCGAAACGAACAAAGUAUUUAAUAGGUUAUGUAGUGGAUAGACGACUUACGUGAAUUGGAAUUAUUUUUUUAAGUAUUUAUUUCAUGUGAAUUAGUUCCGAGUGAAUGUGAUAAAUAAUAAAUUACAUUAUAACCGGUAUCAAUCUUAUUAUUUUAUUAUCGGACUAAUAAGAUACUGCAGAUCGGUUUUUCUCAGUCAUCUUACUCUUGCGACUCGUACGUUUGGUUUCAGGAAAACAUAAUCAAUAUGGAUCUCUAUAUAUCUAUCUAUCAAGUACGGAACAUAGGAUUUUCAAAUAACAUAUGUACGUCAUACCAUAACGUUUGGCUUAGGAUUCGUCAAGAUAUAUUUUUAAAAUAAUAAAUGAAAAAACGGCGUUUGUUACAUUUCUGUAAAUGGUGGUGAACUGCGUCAUUUUCUUG